AUGAUCCAGGGGCACACCUCCCACUACCGAACCGUGUCUGCAGUGGCUGCUGUUGAUACGACUGUCCUCAGAUUACCAGCUCAGGCUUUCAAGGUGGUACUCGAGCAAUAUCCAGAGUCUUUGGUGCGGGUGAUCCAGAUCAUCAUGAUCCGACUGCAGCGAGUCACCUUCAUGGCACUGCACAACUACCUGGGACUCAGUCAGGAACUCAUCAACCACGCCAGUCCUGUUCAUAACAAAUGCAAAUCAGCUAACAUCAAAUCGGACAGUUUUGCGACGUCCAUCUUUGAUCACCCGUCAGCACUCUCCACAGUUGCUUCGUCUACUGCAGACACAAAUCCGCUUGCCUCUGCGACAUCAACAACAGCAGUAGCAACAUCUGAAGCCAAGUCUUCUGCGACCUUUCCGAGCAAGAUAUCCUCAAUCAAUGGAGAAUCAGGCAGCCAGUUGGAAGCUUCAGACUUUGUAGCUGCGUGCAGCAGAGCCAGAGUACAUCCAUCCGAUCUCAUCGACACUAAUAAGAACAACUGCCACCCACUUGCCAAUUAUCACAACUCGUCAUUGGAUGGCUUAUCGUCCAAUCAGAUUUUAGAUAUUGCCAUGCAAGACUUGGCAAAACUUCUUGGAUUAACAGACCCAACAAUUUUGAAGGAUAAGUGCUUGUUGAGACAUGUUCGUGCCAACACGAUGCUCGUCAAACAGGGCGAUCAAGAAUGCAGUAUCUACUUCAUGGUCAGUGGCUUGGUUCAAGUUCUCCAGCAAAUUGUUGGCAAGGAGUCUGAAAACAGAACGAUGUACAUAGUGGAGCCUGGUGAGUUGGUCGGAGCACUGGCGGUUUUGACUGGGGAGCCUUCAUUCUUCUCCAUGAAAGCCAUCUCUGAUGUCAUCUUUGUUCACAUUGCCAAGCAGGACUUCUAUCUGUUGAUGAAGAUCCAACCAAGCAUAGUUCUGAAUGCUGGCAGGACAGUCAUCAAGAGAAUGUCACAUUUUGUUCGACAGAUUGAUUUUGCUCUCGACUGGGUGCUUAUUGAGGCUGGCAGGGCUCUCUACAGGCAGGGAGAGAAGUCGGACUGCGUGUACAUCAUCCUGAAUGGUCGCAUUCGAUCGGUCAUCCAGUUGGCUUCCGGCAAGAAGGAACUGGUGGGUGAGUACGGCAGGGGUGAGUUGGUCGGCCUGGUUGAGGUGCUCACACAGACCGACAGAUCUACCACCCUCAUGGCUGUCAGAGACACAGAACUAGCUCAGAUCCCUGAUGAAAUGUUGAACCUCAUCAAAAAAAAGCACCCACAAGUCGUUACCAGAUUGAUCCACCUACUUGGACAGCGAAUACUUGGGUCGCUUGGAAACCAAACUGGAGUAUAUUCUACACUUAUGGAGCAAGUAGACAUAGACACGAAGUGCACAGCCGGAAACCUAGCAACGGUUGCCGUAGUCGCAGUGAAUGAAAAAGUUCCCAUUCAGUGCUUCACGUUGGAGUUGCAGAAUUCUUUGAAUGCAAUCGGUCCCACGUUGAGGCUGAACAGUGAAAUUGUGCAGAACAAGCUGGGCAAAACGGCUUUUGAUGCGAUAAAUGAGUAUCGACUGUCCAGUUGGCUGGGACAACAGGAGGACUUUCACAGGAUGGUGCUGUACGAAUGCGACUUCUACAUGUCGCCAUGGACACAAAGAUGCGUCAGGCAGUCUGACUGCAUUCUCAUCGUUGCUGUGGCAGAACAUGAUUCAUCGGUUGCCAAGUUUGAAAAGCAAUUGGAAAUGAUGUCGGUAAGAGCUCAGAAGAAACUCAUCCUCCUGCACAAGAUGGACACGCCAUGUCCGAAGAACACACUGGACUGGUUGAAUGUUAGGAGCUGGUGUUCUGGUCAUUACCACAUCAGAUGUCCAAAGAGAGUCUUCAGUCGCAAAUCCACCAUCAAAAUGAUGGAAACUUAUAGGGACCUAUCAAGUCAGACCCCUGAUAGACUGACAGACUUCAGUCGACUGGCUAGACUUUUAACAGGGACGAGCAUCGGGGUUGUGCUUGGAGGCGGUGGAGCCAGUUGUUGCACUGACUUUGAUGCAUAUUAG
This is a messenger RNA of Helobdella robusta, 2064 nucleotides long. RefSeq lists its product as hypothetical. Gene Ontology annotation, molecular function: DNA-binding transcription factor activity. The record is from RefSeq and is a predicted model, not a curated record. The coding region runs from base 1 to 2064 and encodes 687 amino acids. NCBI's taxonomy places the organism in Eukaryota, Metazoa, Annelida, Clitellata, Rhynchobdellida, Glossiphoniidae. Gene Ontology annotation, cellular component: cytosol. The transcript is spliced from 17 exons.